This is a messenger RNA of Phragmites australis (common reed), 3480 nucleotides long. Its product is annotated as probable LRR receptor-like serine/threonine-protein kinase At2g16250. The transcript is spliced from 4 exons. Gene Ontology annotation, molecular function: protein binding; protein kinase activity; ATP binding. Gene Ontology annotation, biological process: protein phosphorylation. Lineage: Eukaryota; Viridiplantae; Streptophyta; Magnoliopsida; Poales; Poaceae. The record is from RefSeq and is a predicted model, not a curated record. Bases 724 to 3075 code for a protein of 783 amino acids.
CGACCAACCCACCACGCACCCAGUGCACCACUCCUGCACACAGCACACCGCACACACCACGCCGGCUCGCGAUUCAGGCCCCAAACCAAAGGGUCAGCGCCGACAGAUCCCCCAAACCCCACACGAUUCAGCCUUCGAAUUCCGGCCUGCGGCUUAGCUGCUAAACAAACCAAACGUGACAGCAGAUCGAGCCACAGCGCAGAGGAAGAAAACCAAACCAAAUCCUUCCAUUCAAAGCCCCGAGAUUUUCAAAUGCAUUUAACAGUUUCCUUAAGUAAAACAAAACCCCGCAAUACAAGCACCGGCGUCCUCUCUCUCUCGGCUCCGGCCGCCGCCUCCGCGCAGCCGCUACUGCUUGCUCCGCGCUCGCCUCCGCCGUCGUGGCCGCGGCGAGCUCGAGCGGCGGGGGAAGGGAGUGGUGCGGAACUCGGGUGUUGCUUGCGCUGGUUCGAAUCGGAGGAGGGAGGAGUGGAGUAAUAAUUUGGAGGCAGUUGGGGGAGUGUAACUUUGGGCAUUAAUGGCGGGGUGGUGAGACCCCAAAGUGAGGGCUGAGGUGGUGGCGCUCUGUAGUUACCUGCGUAGCUCUGCCUCUGCCCCCUCGCCUUUAUUGCGUUUAAUUUCCCUCCGAAUUCCAGCGCUUCCGCCUCCUCUCCAACUCCAUCGACACCUGUAACGUGGAGCGGGCAUGGAAGGCGGCGGCGGGAGGAGGAGGCGGUCGAGGAGAUGACGCGCGCGCGAGGAAUCUGGGCGCUGCUGCUCGUUGCGCUGGUGGCGGCGGCGCCCGGGGUGGUGGUGGCGCAGUGGAACCUGACGUCGCGGGCGGAUCUCCUGGGUCUGUACGCGCUGCGGGGCUCUCUCGGGCUGCGGGCGCGGGACUGGCCGCGCCGAGCGGACCCGUGCACGGCGUGGGCGGGCGUGGGCUGCCGCGGCGGGCGCGUCGUGUCCCUCACCCUCGUCGGGCUGCGACGCACACGUCUGGGGAGCCUGACCCCGCGCUUCGCCGUCGACGGGCUGCGCAACCUCACGCGGCUCGAGGCCUUCAACGCGGCGGGGUUCGGGCUCCCCGGUUCCAUCCCAGCUUGGCUCGGCGCAAGGCUCGCACCCACCUUCCAGUCCCUCGACAUCUCCGCCUGCGCCGUCUCGGGGGAGAUCCCCGCCUCGGCGCUCGCUGGCCUCGGCAACCUCACUACCCUCAACCUCGCGGGGAACCAACUGUCGGGGCAGCUCCCGGCCACCGCGCUCGCGGGGCUCACGCGGCUCAGGACCCUCAACCUCUCGGGCAAUGCGUUCUCGGGCGCGCUGCCCGACGCAGUUUGGUCGCUCCCGGGGAUGAGCGUUCUCGACGUGUCUCGGACAAACCUCACCGGCGCAUUGCCCGCGGCAGGGCUUGCGCUGCCAGCAAAUGUGCAGGUGGUGGAUCUGUCCGGGAACCUCUUCUAUGGCGGCGUGCCGGACUCCUUCCGCCGGCUGUUCGGCCGGGUGGUGCUGGCCAAUAUCUCUGGGAAUUACUUUUACGGCAAGCUAGGUGUGAAUGUGUCGUUUGAGUUGAAUUGCUUCCUUGACGUUCCGGGACAGCGUAGCCAGGCCGAUUGCCAGCAGUUCUAUGCCAGGCGUGGGUUGCCGUAUGAUGGGCCAGUUAUGCCACCCGCGCCACAGCCUGCACCCUCCGCACCUGCAAGGAAGAAGAAGCACAAGAAUUUGAAGUACAUACUGAUUGGGGCCAUUGGCGGAGGCCUCCUGCUGAUAGCUGUGGUUGCAGCCAUUGUGUUUUGCUUUGUGUGUUCUGGGAGGAGGAUGAGUGAUCAGAGGGAAAGUGGGGCUCCAACUGCACCGCCGGAGGUGUCAGAUACAGGUGUGGCUACUGCUACUGGUGGCGCACAGCUUUCUGCAUUGUCCACGAACAUGGCGAAGGUUGGUGAUUCAUUUGCUUACGACCAACUUGCCAGUGUCACCUCAGGAUUUGGGGAGGAGAGGCUUAUCAAGCAUGGUCACUCAGGUGAUAUCUACCAUGGUGUGCUCCAAGAUGGGACUGCCGUGGUGGUGAAGAGGAUCACUGCCCGUGUGGCUAGGAAGGAUGCAUAUCUGUCGGAGUUAGAUUUGUUUGCGAAGGGAUUGCAUGAAAGGCUGGUUCCGUUCAUGGGGCAUUGUCUUGAUAAAGAAGAAGAAAAGGUUCUUGUGUAUAGGUUUGCUCGAAACGGUGACUUAUCAAGUGCACUGCACAGAAAGUCAAGGGAGGAAGAGGAGGGCAUGCAAUCUUUGGAUUGGAUAAAGAGGUUGAAAAUUGCCACAGGGGUGGCUGAGGCUCUUUGCUAUCUGCACCAUGAGUGUACUCCACCAAUGGUUCACAGGGAUGUGCAAGCCAGCAGUAUCCUUCUUGAUGAUAAAUUUGACAUACGCCUUGGUAGCUUGAGUGAGGUGUGUCCUCAAGAAGGGGAAGGUCACCAAAACGUUAUCACAAAGCUGUUGAGAUUUUCUUCGACGGCAAAUCAAGGUUCUUCGGGUUCUUCAUCUGCAACGUGCUCAUAUGAUGUCUAUUGCUUUGGCAAAGUUUUACUGGAGCUGGUGACAGGAAGGAUUGGCAUCAGCGCAUCAAACGAUGCUACCACAAGUGAAUGGCUUGAUAACACCCUGCGCUACAUCAAUAUUUAUGAGAAGGAGCUCAUGAGCAAGAUCAUUGAUCCAACCCUUAUCAUUGAUGAGGACCAUCUGGAGGAAGUCUGGGCAAUGGCCAUUGUUGCCAAGUCAUGCUUGAAUCCUAGGUCUUCUAAACGUCCUCCAAUGAAGUACAUCCUAAAAGCACUAGAGAAUCCCUUGAAGGUGGUGAGGGAAGAUAACGGCUCUAGCUCGGCCAGGUUGAGAGCAACGUCAUCAAGAGGUUCAUGGAAUGCCGCAUUCUUUGGGAGUUGGCGGCAUAGCUCGUCUGAUAUAGGUCCUUCAAGGGAUGACAACAUUCUGAAACGCUCGGAGACAAUAAAAUCAUCCGGGGGGAGCAAUGGAGAUCAUUCAUCAUCUCGCAGGAGGCAAUCUAAGGAGAUCUUCCCCGAGCCAUCUGGCUCUCGUGACACGGAGGAUUAAGGAGCUUUUCAUUACUAAGUGAUCAUUCUGGUAAAGAAAGACGGCCUCUGUUGAAGCUCUGCUGCCAGCUUCUGACAGUCAUAGAAUUCAUUCGUCUGAAAAAUCGGAAUGUGAAUUCUCUCCUUGUCAAUGACUCCACAGCAGCACACUGGCGCCAUGGUAUCAUUUUUUAGGGAAGGAGCAGAUGGUGGUGUGUACGUUGGUGUACGACAAUGGCGUGCAGUCGGUGGCAGUAAGAAACAAUUCUUUCACUGUUGGAGUCUCUGGUUUCUCUCUUCUGUCCCUUUUCUUUUUCCCUCCUCUCGAUUAAAGAAAGAAUGGCGAGCUGAUUCUUUUUCUUCUCCCUACUGUAAUUGAUUGCUUCAUUGUUGAUCAUAGCAAAAAUUUUCGUUUCGUUCAUGUUCA